Molecule: messenger RNA, 8218 nt
Organism: Melozone crissalis (California towhee)
Lineage: Eukaryota; Metazoa; Chordata; Aves; Passeriformes; Passerellidae
Gene: PIK3CA
Product: phosphatidylinositol-4,5-bisphosphate 3-kinase catalytic subunit alpha
Exons: 21
Coding region: 104-3310 (1068 amino acids)
Biological process (GO): cell migration; phosphatidylinositol 3-kinase/protein kinase B signal transduction; phosphatidylinositol-3-phosphate biosynthetic process
Cellular component (GO): cytoplasm; plasma membrane; phosphatidylinositol 3-kinase complex, class IB
Molecular function (GO): 1-phosphatidylinositol-4-phosphate 3-kinase activity; 1-phosphatidylinositol-3-kinase activity
Source: RefSeq, a predicted model, not a curated record
CGCGGCGGGCGCGGCCGGCCCGGGGAGGCCGCGGCGGGCGGGUCUGCACGUACGAAUCACUGCUUGAAGAGCUUGAAGUACAAAGUUACCCCAAGAUUUAAAAAUGCCUCCACGGCCGUCAUCCGGUGAACUAUGGGGCAUCCACUUGAUGCCCCCCAGGAUCCUGGUGGAAUGUCUCCUCCCAAACGGAAUGAUAGUGACUCUAGAAUGCCUCCGUGAGGCCACCUUACUGACUAUUAAACAUGAACUCUUUAAAGAAGCAAGGAAGUACCCUCUCUAUCAGCUCCUUCAAGAUGAAUCUUCUUACAUUUUUGUAAGUGUUACACAGGAAGCAGAGAGAGAAGAGUUUUUCGAUGAAACGCGGAGACUUUGUGACCUGCGACUGUUUCAGCCUUUCCUGAAAGUUAUUGAACCAGUAGGUAACAGAGAAGAGAAGAUUCUUAAUAGAGAAAUAGGUUUUGCUAUUGGCAUGCCUGUCUGUGAGUUUGACAUGGUCAAGGAUCCAGAAGUACAAGACUUCAGAAGGAACAUUCUGAACGUGUGCAAAGAGGCCGUGGACCUGCGAGACGCCAAUGCUCCGCACAGCAGAGCGCUCUAUGUCUACCCUCCCAACGUAGAGUCCUCAGCUGAGCUCCCCAAACACAUCUACAACAAGCUAGACAAAGGGCAAAUUAUAGUGGUGAUUUGGGUAAUAGUCUCACCAAACAAUGAUAAGCAGAAAUACACCUUAAAAAUCAAUCAUGACUGUGUGCCUGAGCAAGUUAUUGCUGAAGCUAUUAGGAAGAAAACUCGAAGUAUGUUGCUGUCAUCUGAACAACUGAAACUUUGUGUCUUGGAGUACCAGGGCAAAUAUAUUUUAAAAGUCUGUGGCUGUGAUGAAUACUUGCUAGAAAAAUGUCCACUGAGCCAGUAUAAGUACAUAAGGAGCUGCAUCAUGCUUGGCCGCAUGCCCAACCUGAUGCUGAUGGCCAAGGAGAGCCUGUACACGCAGCUGCCCCUGGACACCUUCACCAUGCCCUCCUACUCGCGCCGCAUCUCCACCGCCACGCCCUACAUGAACGGGGAGGCCACCACCAAAUCCCUCUGGACCAUCAACAGCGCCCUCAGAAUAAGGAUCCUCUGUGCUACCUAUGUAAAUGUGAACAUCAGAGACAUAGACAAGAUCUAUGUCAGGACAGGUAUCUACCAUGGAGGGGAACCUUUGUGUGACAAUGUGAAUACUCAGAGGGUACCUUGUUCUAAUCCCAGGUGGAAUGAGUGGCUGCUGUACGACAUGUACAUCCCUGACCUGCCCCGCGCCGCGCGGCUCUGCCUGUCCAUCUGCUCUGUCAAGGGCCGCAAGGGUGCCAAGGAGGAGCACUGUCCAUUGGCUUGGGGAAAUAUAAACAUGUUCGAUUACACAGACACUCUGGUAUCUGGGAAAAUGGCUUUGAAUCUUUGGGCAGUACCUCAUGGGCUGGAGGAUUUGUUGAAUCCUAUUGGUGUUACUGGAUCAAAUCCAAAUAAGGAAACUCCAUGCUUAGAGCUGGAAUUUGAUUGGUUUAGCAACCCUGUAAAGUUCCCAGAUAUGACAGUGAUUGAAGAACAUGCAAACUGGACAAUUUCACGGGAACUGGGAUUCAACUACAGCUAUGCAGGGCAGAGUAACAGACUAGCUCGGGAUAGUGAAUUAACAGAGAGUGACAAGGAGCAACUGCGAGCCAUUUGUACCCGAGACCCCUUGUCUGAAAUCACUGAGCAAGAGAAGGACUUCCUCUGGAGACACAGACACUAUUGUGUGAAUACUCCAGAAAUUCUACCCAAAUUACUUUUGUCUGUCAAGUGGAAUUCUAGAGAUGAAGUGGCCCAGAUGUACUGCUUGGUGAAGGACUGGCCCUCAAUCAAGCCAGAGCAGGCCAUGGAGCUGCUGGACUGCAACUACCCAGACCCCAUGGUGCGAGCGUUCGCAGUUCGGUGCCUGGAGAAGUCCCUGACUGAUGACAAACUGUCUCAGUACCUCAUCCAGCUGGUACAGGUUCUGAAAUAUGAGCAGUAUUUGGAUAAUCAGCUUGUGAGAUUUUUGCUGAAGAAGGCACUGACCAAUCAAAGGAUAGGACACUUCUUCUUUUGGCAUUUAAAGUCUGAAAUGCACAACAAGACUGUCAGUCAGAGGUUUGGUUUACUUCUGGAGUCCUACUGUCGAGCGUGUGGAAUGUACCUGAAGCACCUGAGCAGGCAGGUGGAGGCCAUGGAGAAGUUGAUUAACCUCACAGAUAUUCUCAAGCAGGAAAAAAAGGAUGAGACCCAGAAGGUACAGAUGAAGUUUCUUGUUGAACAAAUGAGACGACCAGAUUUCAUGGAUGCCUUGCAAGGUUUUAUCUCUCCUCUUAAUCCUGCCCAUCAACUGGGAAACCUCCGGCUUGAGGAGUGCAGGAUCAUGUCAUCUGCAAAAAGGCCGCUGUGGUUGAACUGGGAAAACCCAGAUAUUAUGUCUGAGUUGUUAUUUCAGAACAAUGAGAUAAUAUUUAAAAAUGGAGAUGACUUGCGUCAGGACAUGCUGACACUUCAGAUCAUUCGAAUUAUGGAAAACAUCUGGCAAAAUCAGGGUCUUGAUCUUCGGAUGUUGCCCUAUGGUUGUUUGUCAAUUGGUGACUGUGUGGGACUCAUCGAGGUGGUCAGGAGCUCUCACACCAUCAUGCAGAUCCAGUGUAAAGGAGGCUUAAAAGGAGCACUGCAGUUCAACAGCCAUACAUUGCACCAGUGGCUCAAGGACAAGAACAAAGGAGACAUGUAUGAUGCAGCUAUUGACCUGUUUACACGUUCUUGUGCUGGCUACUGUGUUGCCACCUUUAUCCUGGGCAUUGGUGAUCGCCACAACAGCAACAUCAUGGUCAAAGAUGAUGGACAGCUGUUUCACAUUGACUUUGGGCACUUCCUCGACCACAAGAAGAAAAAAUUUGGUUACAAAAGAGAGCGUGUGCCAUUUGUCUUAACACAAGACUUCUUAAUAGUGAUUAGUAAAGGAGCCCAAGAAUGUACCAAAACGAGGGAGUUUGAAAGGUUUCAGGAGAUGUGCUAUAAGGCUUACCUGGCAAUUCGGCAGCAUGCCAAUCUCUUCAUCAAUCUUUUCUCCAUGAUGCUUGGCUCAGGAAUGCCAGAACUGCAGUCCUUUGAUGAUAUUGCAUACAUUAGAAAGACCCUUGCAUUGGACAAAACUGAGCAGGAGGCUCUUGAGUACUUCAUGAAGCAGAUGAAUGAUGCUCACCAUGGUGGCUGGACAACAAAAAUGGACUGGAUCUUCCACACAAUAAAGCAACACGCUUUGAACUGAACUGACAGCAAAGAAAACAAGAACUGAUACCCAGCUCUGUGGGUACUGCACUGUUAAUACCCGUUAGCAGCAAAGACUGGUUGCAUAGGAAUUGCACAAACCAUGAACAACAUUAGAACUUAUGGCGAGAAAAGAGAUGAAUUGUUCAGACAACUGUUGGAAAAUGAUGUAAAACAGGGUUUCAGAUAGCACUAAAAUUAUAAACUUCUAAAAUUAAGCUUUAGUACGAUGUGUGCAGGGACCUUGACAAAUUAGAGAGAUGGGCAGUCACCAAGUGUGUGAAGUUUAACAAGGGCAAGUGCCAGAUUCUGCACCUGCAAUGGGGCAAGCCUGGUUGUGUGUAUGGACUGGGGAAUGAGGCUGGACAGCAGCUGUGGAAAGGGACCUGAGGGUCCUGGUCCAUGGCAAGUUGAACAUGAGCCAGCAGUGCCCUGCAGCCAGGAGAGCCACCUGUGUGCUGGGGACAUCAGGCACAGCAUGGCCACUGGGCAAGGGAGGGCAUUGGCCCACUCUGCUCUGCACUGGGGCAGCCUCACCUUGAAUAUUGUGGGCAGUUUUGGGUGCCACAGUCUAAAUAAAAUUAAGCUAUUAGAGAGUGUCCAAAGGAGGGCCACAAGGAUGGUGAGGGGUCUGGAGGGGAAUGGGCUGUAUGGGGAGCAGCUGAGGUCACUUGGUCUGUUCAGCCUGGAGAAGAGGAGACUGAGCUCAGAUCUCAUCAGGCUCUGCACCUUCCUCACGAGGGGAAGUGGAGGGGCAGGUACCAAUCUCCUCUCUCUGGUGACCAGUGACAGGAAUUGAGGAAAUGGCAUGGAGUUGAGUCAGGGGAGGUUUAGGUUGGAUAUUACAAAAAGGUUUUUCACCCAGAGGGUGGUUGGGCACUGAACAGGCUCCCAGGGAAGUGGUCACAGCCCCAAGCCUGACAGAGUUCAAGGAGUGCUUGGACAAGGCUCUCAGGCCCAGGGUGAGAUUCCUGGGGUGUCUGUGCAGGGCCAGGAGCUGGACUCUGAUCCAUGUGGGUCCCAGCACAUUCUGUGAUUCGAUGAUUCAUGUUAUGCCUUAAGCUCAAAAAGGUAAACUUGGAAGAAUGUUUCCUUUUUUCAUUUGAUAGGAUAAAUUAGAAGGAAAAAGAAAAUAGUGCUAGUGUAAGAGUCCAUCACAUCUUACCUUAGAUCUGGUACAGUAGGUGGAGACUAUGCUGGAUUGUGAAGAACAGAAAGAGAAUUCAAGUGAUAGCAAAUACUUAAAUGCAGCAUAGUUUAAAGGAAAGAUCUAAAAACGUUAGUGAGAGGACAGUGCCUUUUAAAUGUGCUCGGAGGCAUUAACAUUUGUGGGGUUUGGGUGGCCCUUGAAUUUCUGGGUCCGUCAUCUGCACAGUUUCUGAAGGCAGUAGGAAAUAGGCCCACUCAGUAUGGUGUUUCUUCUGCUCAGUAUUGCUAGGGGUGCAAUUCAUACUUUCACAAAGAAACUCCCUAUCAUCCCCAAAAACUGACUAACCUGGAAAUUGAAUGGUCAGAAUUGGGUUUAGUGCAACAGAGAGCUGUAGUGUUCAUCUUAGGUUUGCUUUAAUCUAACUUGAACUGAAUAGAUUUUUUUCAUACAUGUUUUCCAGAACCUAAAGAAAGGUGAGUUAUUAAAAUUAUUGAAAGAUUAUUUUUUUAUAAAGGCUAUUUAUAUAAUAGGAACUAUUAUUAAUAUAUAUUCUUUAUUUACAUGAUUUGUCCAAUAUUAACUCUCUUAAUUUUGCAACCCAGUUCUAUCUGUCCAAGACUCCCGUUUUCAUUAACGUCACUGAAGGUGACCAGACGUACUCCUAGGACCAAAUUCAGCCCUAGUGAAAGAGGACACAAGUACCAGUGAAGUAGUGGGAAUAUACCCACUAAAGCCAAAGGGGAACUUGGCCUAAGUCUCUAAAAAUAUUUUGGGAAUCACUCUUCACAUUACUGAAGCGAUAUGCUGGCUAUUUCAAGAACGCUCAUUUAAACCCUCAAAAUUUGGGUCUACCAUUUCUCCUCUUUCUUCCUCCUUUGGAAGUGGUUGUUGAAUCCAGUAAGAUACAUCAGAAAUAGCAAUUUAGAUUUUCAAUAUGAUCAAUAAUUAGCAGUUCAGCAGACAGAUAUGUUGGCUAGCUCAAAGCAUGUGGAGUUACCAAACAUUUUAUAGCUUUGUCUGUUUUGUGCGUGUGUGUAAUAUAUAUUUGUAAAUCUAGUUGUUGUCCUUUAACACAAUUACAAUGUGUGCAAUCAAUGAAAUUGGCACCAUGUUUUGAAACUGUUCAGAGUACCGAGGAUUUCAGAUUGCCCUUAUGCACAACUUCAGGUAGGACUGUUUCUCUAAUUGCUAAACAGGUUUCUUUUUAAAGUUAGCAAAGCCCAUAAUAGUUCUGUGGGUGAUGUUCACCCUGACAUUUUAAACUUGCAAGAUUGGCAGCACUUGAAUUCCAAAGGUUUGGGGCUUUUGGGGGUUCAGCUUGUUCACUGCAAACACGCACCGAGGUGCCACUCAGAAAGUGCAAUACCAUGUGUAAUAUAAAAUAUGCUGGCAGUUGAUGUUAGACUAGAAUAUAAGCAUAUAAAUAAACUGUACUUCGUGCAGGCUGUACUGAUGAGGUAAUGAGUGGUUGGCUUCAUUUAGCAAAUUGUAAUAUAUUAAAAAUGUGCAAUCAAUUACGAUAUGAAAGACUUUGGGGAUUGUAAAGCCAAGGCUUUGGUGUUGCAAGACACUUUCAAAGUCAGCAUCCUGCAGCUGAUUACUGCAUGCAUGGAUACUUGAUGUUGUGGGGGAAAACCUGGUUUUGUGAAAACUGCAGAAGCUCUGAGAAUAGUAGGGGAAAUGUGAAGUUUUAUUUCCUUAGUUCUACGAAAUAUUUUGGAGUAGUCCAAUAGAAUUCCCAUUGCUCUUUUUAUUGACUGUUACAUAUUACUUUUUGUUCAUAUGAAUAUUUUAACUCCUGCUAAGCUUGGCUGUACUUUCCUAGAGCAAAGUUACCCUUGUAUCUAUUAUUUUGCAGUCCACACACAAUAAUGGUUUAGCUCUUAAAAUGGGUUAGUUUCAGUUUAACUUUAGUUCACAAAAUCUGAAACCCUGUUGGCUAUAAUUCUUAAUUUAACAGAGUAAAAGCGUUGCACAGACAUCACAUUAGGUGCUAUAUUUGUAUUUAUCUGGUGUUGAAACAAUGCUUUACCUCGUUUAUGCAAGAAAUGGUCAGCCUUUUCCAGCCUGGGUGAAAAGAUCAACUCCAAUUUAUUGGAUGUUAUGAGGCCAAAUUUGUUUGUACUUUGCCCCUUCCUAGCCCUUCUGUAAAUAUGAGUAUAAAUGUCUUUCAGUUCAAGCACUGUAUUCUGCACCCUUUUUGCCUAGACAGAGGUAUGAGGAGUCAGGCUCUGUCUCCAGAAUUUACUGCAAUUAAGUGUUGUGCAUAAGCUGUGGAAUUUAUUAUGAGAAUCAAAUAGUAAAAGAAAGGAAACCUCAGAGUGGUACAGACAUAAUACAGUUGGGGGUAACUGUAGCCUUUCAACCAACUUUAAAAAGUAGGAGAAGCUCCUGAGCUUUACCCAUUUCUUUGCAUCACCAAGAUGGGCAUUUGAAAAGCAUUCUGCCAGUGUUUCACAGAAAACAACAAUCCUUUUCUCAGCUUCAAAGUGUUGAACCCUAAUUGCUGUAUCCUGCCACAGCAGUUCCUGCUGAUGUAACUUCACUGAGGAUAGAGGAGGCUCUGUUUGCUUACCCUGGAGGAAAUGAGAGGAUGUAAUCUGCUCCCAGUAUCAGGAAGAAGACCUGCUUACACACCAUGAAAGCACUUGUAACUGAGUCCUAGAUUUUUACAGAAAUGGCUUGGAAUUGGCUUAUUUUUAACUAUUCCCACUUCAUGGAGAUUUGAAAAUGCUCCCUUUGUUCUGGGACUCAGAAUACUAAAGUAGAUUAUUUUGGGCUUGAAAUGAAUCUGGGCACCUUGCUCCUGCAGCACUUCUUGUAAGACUGCCAGAGCAAGGAGCCCAGGACUGGGCCAUGUGUUUUAUCACAAAGCAUUAGCAAAUGGUGUUUUAGUGGAAUAAAAUUUAAAUCAGUCACCUUUUCAGCUGUGAAAUUCUGUUUGAUGUAAUGACAGAACAGGGUGCUGCAUAUUAGUUUUACUUAGCAUUAAAUUCAUUGCUUUCCUAAACAUAGCAGAAGUACCUGUACUGAUUUUAUAUAUGCAUACUUCUUUGUCUGAAAGGGUGCAUUAGUAGUUUUUUCAUAGUUGAAACAGACUUCCAGUAUAAUUUGAAUUUUUUUAAAAAAGGCUUUUAAAUAAAACCAAAAUUGUAGGUGAUUUGGCAUCUUGUGGAAAAGAUGUGAGCCUGCAUAUUGAGGACAAUAUAGAAAUUACCAGGUUUAUAAGAACUUUGUAUGUGAUGACCCUGCUAUCGAUGGUUUGGCGAGUUGUUUGUGGGUUUUUAUGCCAACUUUCCUUUUUCUGUAAAGUAUUAAAUGCCCUUUAGUGGUCAGUAGCCCAUGUUUGUUGACAGUUUGAAGGUAUUGUCUUUGCUUUGUCAUUAUAUAACUGGCAUGUUCAAAUGUCUGUUCUUAAUAGUAAUUAUGAAUUCCUCCUGUUUUGCAUGUCUGUACAGGUUGCAGACCUGGGCUGGACCCACUCAAAAAACAAAUAUCAGAAAAGCCACUUGAAAUUACUAUUUUUGUUGAUGUCUUUGACAUCUUGAAAAUACUUCAAGUUAAUGAAAAUGGUGUGGUAUUACAGAAAGAAUUGUAACUUGCUGCUUCUAGGAUUUUUUUUAACUUCUUUCACUUGUUCUAGUUUUACUUGAAUGGAAGAACCACACUCAUGUUUUUAAAAACACUAUAUAGCUGUGGAUGUUGUUGCAGAUUGUUGAAUCCCAAUUUAAUUUUGCAAUACAUGUUUCAUACAAAUAA